AUGCUUGUUAUUCUGAUCGGUGUUCUAAGAUUGGGUGUCAGUGCCAACAGUGAAUCAAUUACUAGACAUUAUAAAUUCAAUAUUGUCACCCGUCUGUGUGUCUCAAAAGACAUUGUUACAGUAAAUGGGCACUACCCGGGGCCUACAAUCCGUGCAAGGGAAGGAGAUACAUUGUUUAUCAAAGUAACCAACCAUGUUGAACACAACGUUACAAUUCACUGGCAUGGAUUGAGACAACUACGAACAGGGUGGAGUGAUGGACCAGCUUAUAUAACACAGUGCCCCAUUCAACCUGGGAAGACAUAUACUUACAGAUUUACCAUCACAGGGCAAGAGGGAACCUUGUGGUGGCAUGCUCAUAUAUCAUGGUUGAGAGCAACUUUGCAUGGUGCUAUUAUUAUUUACCCAAGAAGAGGCCUUCCUUAUCCUUUUCCUCAUCCAGAUGCUGAGGUUCCUAUAAUUUUAGGAGAAUGGUGGAAUGCAGAUGUAGAGCAGUUAGUUGCUGAAGCAAAUAUUACAGGAAGAGCACCAGAUAUUUCAGAUGCCUUCACAAUUAAUGGUCUCCCUGGAGCUUUGUACAACUGCUCACAAGAAGAUUCCAUAUUUAGAUUGCCAGUGACUGCAGGCAAAACUUACCUCCUUAGGAUAGUCAAUGCUGCAUUGAAUAAUGAACUGUUCUUCUCUGUAGCCAACCACAUUCUUACCGUUGUGGCAAUUGAUGCUACAUAUACUAAACCAUACAAAACAGACAUCCUCAUGUUAGCCCCUGGACAGACAACUGAUGUGCUAUUGACAACAGACCAGCCAUGGGGUGCAUAUUACAUGGCGACUCAGGCAUACUUCUCAGCAGCAGGAAUGCCCUUUGAUAACACCACAGCCACAGCCAUAAUGGAAUACCAGAACAGUCCACUAACAUAUACAGAUGAACCCAUUAUGCCAUACCUUCCUGCUUUCAAUGACUCUCAGACUGCAAAUGACUUCUCUGCAAAUCUCAGAAGCUUAGAGAAUGCCAAAGUUCCAUUAGAUGUAGACAGAGAUCUCUUCCUCACUGUGGGGCUGGCUCUGAAGCAUUGCCCACUUGAAAAGCCCUGCAAUGGCUUCCAAGGACAAAGGCUCAAAGCCACAUUCAAUAACAUCUCUUUUGUGAGACCACAGACUGCUCUUCUUCAGGCCUAUUACUAUGGGAACAAUGGAGUAUAUACUCCUGAUUUUCCAGACAAGCCAGCUUUGGAGUUUGAUUACACAGGCCAGGGACUGCCAAUGAGUUUUUGGCAGGCACAACAGGGAACCAAAAUCACUGUUCUUCCUUUUAACUCCAAUGUACAAAUAGUACUGCAGAACACCAACAUUAUUGGCACUGAGAACCACCCAAUUCAUCUUCAUGGCUACAACUUUUACAUUGUUGGGCGGGGGAUUGGCAACUAUGAUUCCAUACAGGAUCCAUGCAAAUUUAAUCUGGUGGAUCCUCCAGAGCGUAAUACAGUAGCUGUUCCUGCAGGAGGGUGGGCUGCCAUCAGAUUCAAAGCUGACAAUCCUGGUGUGUGGUUCAUGCACUGUCAUCUAGAAGUUCAUACAUCUUGGGGUUUGGCAGCAGCUUUGCUUGUGGAAAAUGGGUUUGGACCAUUGGAAAGACUUGAACCACCUCCUUAUGAUCUGCCACAGUGCUGA
This is a messenger RNA of Cryptomeria japonica (Japanese cedar), 1668 nucleotides long. Its product is annotated as laccase-12-like. Gene Ontology annotation, molecular function: copper ion binding; hydroquinone:oxygen oxidoreductase activity. NCBI's taxonomy places the organism in Eukaryota, Viridiplantae, Streptophyta, Pinopsida, Cupressales, Cupressaceae. Gene Ontology annotation, cellular component: apoplast. The record is from RefSeq and is a predicted model, not a curated record. The coding region runs from base 1 to 1668 and encodes 555 amino acids. The transcript is spliced from 6 exons. Gene Ontology annotation, biological process: lignin catabolic process.